Molecule: messenger RNA, 3971 nt
Organism: Mirounga angustirostris (Northern elephant seal)
Lineage: Eukaryota; Metazoa; Chordata; Mammalia; Carnivora; Phocidae
Gene: HPGDS
Product: hematopoietic prostaglandin D synthase
Exons: 6
Coding region: 345-944 (199 amino acids)
Biological process (GO): glutathione metabolic process
Molecular function (GO): glutathione transferase activity
Source: RefSeq, a predicted model, not a curated record
CUAUGGUGUAAGGUUUUUAAACAUAGAUGAGCAUGUAGCAAUAGGCACACAUCAGCAUCUAUAACUUUGAUUUUAUCAACGGAAUGCAAAUAUGUUAGGUUAUUAUUUACACACAGAGAUCCUAUAAAAUGCCAAGAAGAACCAGAAGUCUUUGCAGGAUUGGACUGUUUGGCAGGCAUAUCUCAUCUAAGAAAUGAAGGAAGAGACUUAGGGGGAAGUAAGUUGCUCCGUCUCUCAUUGGCUUGUGAUUGUCCCUUACUCAUCAUAUAAACCCAAGAUGCAGUCACUGAUGAGAGCAUAGAAGAUACUAGAGACUCCACAGAGACAUAGCACAAAAUCUUACCAUGCCAAACUACAAACUCAUUUAUUUUAAUAUGAGGGGGAGAGCGGAAAUUAUUCGUUACAUAUUUGCUUAUUUGGACAUAAAAUAUGAAGACCACAGGAUAGAACAAGCUGAUUGGCCUGAAGUCAAAUCAACUCUUCCAUUUGGUAAAAUCCCCAUUUUGGAAGUUGAUGGACUUAACCUUCACCAGAGCCUGGCAAUAGCAAGAUACUUGGCCAAAAACACAGAUUUGGCUGGAAAAACAGAAUUGGAACAAUGUCAAGUUGAUGCGAUUGUGGACACAUUGGACGAUUUCAUGUCACGUUUUCCUUGGGCAGAGAAAAAACAAGAUAUAAAAAAUCAGAUGUUUAAUGAGCUACUUACAUGUGAUGGACCUCAUCUGCUGCAAGAUUUGGACACAUACUUAGGGGAAAAGGAGUGGCUUACUGGUAACUCUGUAACUUGGGCAGAUUUCUACUGGGAAAUUUGCAGUACCACACUUUUGGUCUUUAAACCUGACUUGUUGGACAUCCAUCCCAGGCUGGUAACAUUACGGAAGAAAGUUCAAGCCAUUCCUGCUAUCGCUGACUGGAUACAACGAAGGCCCCAAACCAAACUCUAGGUAAUGUGUGCUGCCUCUAAGCUUUGUUAUUCACAGCAUCACUUCCAUCAGAUAAGAAGCUACGUCAGCCUGCCAUGGAAUCUACACACUCCCCUCCGCAGCUCCACCAACUCUUUCACUUUUGCCAUAUUCUGUUUUAAAAAAAAAAAAAAGAAAGAAAAAAGAGGGGGGAACGAGAUCACUUAGUUUCGAGCAUCCCUUUUGUUUUUUUUCCCUUUCCCUUAGAAUAAUUUCACAUCAUUUACAAUUGAGAAAAAAGUUUAUGAUACAGGCAGGGCUCACAUUUCAUGGGUUUCGACAUGCAUGGAUUUCAGUCACAAUGGUUAAGGAACAUACACGUUUCCCCCCAAAAUGGUUUGGACUUAAGCUGUAAUUGCAUAAAGUGUUAACUUUGCUGCUAGCUCUGUGGUCCACAAAUCACUAUGUAAAUAACAGAUGCACAGCAUGACCAGUGCCCAAUCCCAUCACUUCUUUCCAAGGCUGUUAAUGAGUGGCCACUGCACAGCUGUUACUCAUGCACAGGUAGCAGGGUGGGUAGCUGCCUUGCCGGCUGUUUCUCAGUGAUAAACCCACUCAGAAAUUUUUAAAAAGUGGUCAUUGAAAAAGGGAACUCAGCAACAAAGAUGAAAGUACAAUAAAGAAAUGAAAAGUGACCAUGCUGGAGCCAAAUUCAAAUUACACAUAAAUGGAAAGAGCGGACUAUGAGAACAUUUACACGGCUGCAAUUCAAGGGGCUCCAGAGAUGUAGCUGGAAGAACUUGGCACACCUACUGACAGAAAUGAGGAAAAUGGCCGUGACAAAGAUGAUGUUCCAGAGGAAGGGAGACUGCCAAAGAGCUUCACGUUAAAAGAACAGAGAUCAAAAGAAUGAGAAGACAAGCCACAGACCGGGAGAAAAUAUUUGCAAAAGACGUAUCUUUACAUGGUAUGUAAAUAAUGGAUACAUAAUAUGGAAUUCUUUACUUUCUGCUCAAUUUUGCUAUGAACCUAAAACUCCUCUUAAAAAUAAGUCUAUUAAAAAAGAAAAAAGCAGGGAUAUUUCAUGACACUGGAAAUGCAAUAAAAUGUUGAAAGGUGAUCCAAACUUAAAAUUAUGAUAAUUUGGGUAUAUAGGACUAUACCCAAAAUAGACAACCCUUAAAAUCCAACAAAAUGAACCCAAUUACAAAAUGGACCGAAGAUCUGGACAGACACCUCAUCGAAGAUAUACACAUGGCAAAUGAGCAUAUGAAAAGAUGCUCAACAUCAUAUGUCACCAGUGAAGUGCAAAUAAAAACGAGUUACCAUUAUGUACCUGUUAGAAUAGCAAAAUUUCAAAACACUGACACCACCAAAUGCUGGUAAGGAUGUGAAACAAAAUUAACUUUUAUUUACUGCUGAUAGGAAUGGGAGAUGAUAAAGACUUGGGAGAGAGUGUCGCAGUUUCUUACAAAACUAAACCCACUCUUACCAUAUGAUCCAGCCAUUAUGCUCUUUGGUACUUACCCAAAGGAGUUGAGAACUUAGAUCCACACAAAAACCUGCACAUGGAUGUUUGUGGCAACUUUACUGGUAAUUGCCAAAACUUGGAAGCAACCAAGAUGCCCUUCUACAGUGAGUGGUUAAGCAAACCAUAGUACAUCCAAACAAGGGAAUAUUAGCACUAAAAAGAAAUGAGCUAUCAAGCCAUGAAAAGACAGGGAGGAAACUCUAGUGCAGAUUACUAAGUGAAAGAAGCCAAUCUGAAAAGGCUAUAAACUGUAUGAUUUCAGCUAUAGAACAUUCUGGAAAAGGCAAAACUAUGGAGACAGUAAGAAGACCAGUGGUUGUGAGAGGCGAAGGGGGAGGGAGGGUUGAACAGGUUGAGUAUAGAGAAUUUUUAGGCAGUAAAACUAUUCUGUAUACUAUAAUGGAUUUGUUAAACCCACAGAAUGUACAAGACAAAGAGCAAACCCUAAUGCAAACUAUAGACUGGGUGAUUAUGAUGUGUCAAUGCAGAUUCACUGAUUGUAACAAAUGUACCACUCUGGAAUGGGGGUGUUGAUAGUGGGGGAGGGUGUACUUGUGUGGUGGCAGGGGUAUAUGGGAAUUCUUUACUUUCUGCUCAAUUUUGCUGUGAACCUAAAACUCCUCUUAAAAAUAAAGUCUCUUAAAAAUAAAGUCUAUUAAAAAAGAAAAAAGCAGGGAUAUUUCAUGACACUGGAAAUGCAAUAAAAUGUGGGAAGGUGAUCCAAACUUAAAAUUAUGAUAAUUUGCCAAGGUAUAAAAAGAAUGGCUCACUUGCAAUUAUAUAUGAAGGUAUUAUUAAAACUAUUCUUAAUACAUUUUUUACCAAAGUAAUACACUUUUCCAGUUUUUUACUACUAAAAUUAGUUUUACUACUUUAUUUACAUACACAUUUAUAACCAACGUUUUUAAUGUGUUGAGAAAAAAAUUUAGAAGUCAUAGAACAUUUUCUUCAUUGACUAAGAUUAUUUUGCACAAUUUCAACCUGCAGUCAUUUUUAUGGUCCCACACUACUGUGGAAAGCAAGAACUGCCCAUAUAAACAAAUGAUUUAAAUAGAAAUCUUCCAAGUAACUAUAGGUUAUCCCUCAACACAUUUUAAACCAUAACUAUAGCACUGGAAUAUAUUUUAGUUCAAUUUGCAUGUUAAUAUUAAUAUUGGAUUGUCUAUUCUUAGCAUGUCAUGUUAUAUACAGAAAGAGACUAAUCAAACAGAUGGCAUAUACUUGAAAUGCAGGACAGAGGAAAGAGAACAUGGCUGAGAAGCCAGAAAUGGGGAGAGGAUGUAAGGGAAGAAAGAAAAAGAAAAGGAAAGCUGGGCUAAGUAUGAUUUUGUUUAAGGUGCUUCUUUCAUCCCAACAGUGUUCUACAAAAUAGGAGAAAAGAUGUUAAAUACUUGAUACAUCAUUAAGGAUUAUACAUAAAAACAAAGUAUAUUUCCCAAAUGACUUGCUUCUUUGGAUCACAAUUUCUUAUCGCUAGUCGCUGUUAAUAAAUGAUAACAGGUUAUAUAAGUGAAUCUCAUUGCAAAGUAUUGUAUCAU